AUGUCAUCUGAAGAUAUAGAUAAACAUGUUUUAAGAAAGUAUGAAGUUUUACAAAAGAUAGGUAAAGGAGCCUAUGGUAUUGUUUGGAAAGCAAUAGAUAAAAAAACAAAACAAACAGUUGCACUUAAAAAGAUUUUUGACGCUUUCCAAAAUGCCACUGAUGCUCAAAGAACAUUCAGAGAGAUCAUGUUCCUCCAAGAAUUACAUGGCCAUGAAAAUAUAAUUAAACUUUUAAAUGUUAUAAAAGCUGAUAAUGAUAGAGAUAUUUAUCUAGUUUUUGAACACAUGGAAACUGAUUUGCAUGCAGUGAUCAGAGCAAAGAUUUUAGAAGAAAUUCAUAAACAAUAUACAAUUUAUCAAUUAUUAAAAGCAUUAAAAUAUAUGCACUCUGCUAAUGUAUUACAUAGAGAUAUAAAACCAAGUAAUUUAUUAUUAAAUUCAGAAUGUUUAGUUAAAGUUGCUGAUUUUGGAUUGGCACGUUCAAUUACAUCAUUGGAAUCAAUUGCAGAAGCAAAUCCAGUGUUAACUGAAUAUGUUGCAACACGUUGGUAUAGAGCUCCCGAAAUUUUAUUGGGAUCAACCAAAUAUACAAAGGGAGUUGAUAUGUGGUCGAUUGGAUGUAUUUUGGGUGAAUUGUUGGGUGAAAAAGCAAUGUUUCCAGGAAACUCAACCAUGAAUCAAUUGGAUUUGAUCAUUGAAGUCACUGGACGUCCAUCAGCAGAAGAUAUCGAGGCUAUUAAAUCACCAUUUGCUGGUACAAUGUUAGAGUCAUUACCACCAUCAAAUCCACGUUCACUCUCUGAUAUGUAUCCAUCCGCAUCUGUAGAUGCUUUAGAUCUCUUGAAGAAACUACUACAAUUUAAUCCAGAUAAAAGAAUAACUGCAGAGGAGGCAUUGGCUCAUCCUUUUGUCACUCAAUUCCAUAAUCCUGCUGAAGAACCACACUUUGAUCGUAUCAUUAAAAUCUCUAUUGAUGAUGGUCAAAAAUUCCCAAUCGCUGAAUAUAGAAAUAGAUUAUACAAUGAUAUCAUCAAAAAGAAAAAAGAAGAAAGAAAAAAACAAACAAACCCAACUAAACCAGAUACAACUGCUCCAACUUUAUCAACAUAA
Molecule: messenger RNA, 1110 nt
Organism: Dictyostelium discoideum AX4
Lineage: Eukaryota; Evosea; Eumycetozoa; Dictyosteliales; Dictyosteliaceae
Gene: erkB
Product: extracellular response kinase
Exons: 3
Coding region: 1-1110 (369 amino acids)
Molecular function (GO): MAP kinase activity; ATP binding; protein kinase activity
Source: RefSeq, a predicted model, not a curated record